AUGGAGGAGAAGGCAGUGGCCAUAAAGUGGGUCAAGAUGGGCUUCCAAAAGGUCAUCAGGGAAUUGGCCAUGGAGAUGGUCAUGAGCAAGGUCAAGAAAAGAGCCAGAGAAAAGAUAGAGAUCAUAGAGGGCAUAACAUCCAUCAGUGGUAGCACACCCAGCCCAACUUCCAGUGAACCCACCACAGCCAACACUGGAUCCAGUGCAACCUCCAGUGCGACUGGGACAGCCUCCAACACUACAUCCAGCACGACCUAUGGUGGUACCACCACAGCCACCAACUCUGGAUCCCAAGGGACCUCCAGUGGAUCCAGCACAACCUCCAAUACUGAAACCAGCAUGACCUCUGGAGGGUCCAGCACAACCUCCAAUACUGGAUCCAGCGUGACCUCUGGAGGGACCAGCACAACCUCCAAUACUGGAUCCAGCCUGACCUCUGGAGGGACCAGCGCAACCUCCAAUACUGGAUCCAGCCUGACCUCUGGAGGGACCAGUGCAACCUCCAAUACUGGAUCCAGCCUGACCUCUGGAGGGACCAGCACACCUGUCAACACUGGAUCCAGUGCAACCUCCAGUGGGACUGGGACAGCCUCCAACACUACAUCCAGCACGACCUAUGGUGGUACCACCACAGCCACCAACUCUGGAUCCCAAGUGACCUCCAGUGGAUCCAGCACAACCUCCAAUACUGAAACCAGCAUGACCUCUGGAGGGACCAGCGCAACCUCCAAUACUGGAUCCAGCGUGACCUCUGGAGGGACCAGCGCAACCUCCAAUACUGGAUCCAGCAUGACCUCUGGAGGGACCAGCGCAACCUCCAAUACUGGAUCCAGCCUGACCUCUGGAGGGACCAGCACACCUGUCAACACUGGAUCCAGUGCAACCUCCAGUGGGACUGGGACAGCCUCCAGCACUACAUCCAGCACGACCUAUGGUGGUACCACCACAGCCACCAACUCUGGAUCCCAAGUGACCUCCAGUGGAUCCAGCACAACCUCCAAUACUGAAACCAGCAUGACCUCUGGAGGGACCAGCGCAACCUCCAAUACUGGAUCCAGCGUGACCUCUGGAGGGACCAGCGCAACCUCCAAUACUGGAUCCAGCAUGACCUCUGGAGGGACCAGCGCAACCUCCAAUACUGGAUCCAGCCUGACCUCUGGAGGGACCAGCACACCUGUCAACACUGGAUCCAGUGCAACCUCCAGUGGGACUGGGACAGCCUCCAGCACUACAUCCAGCACGACCUAUGGUGGUACCACCACAGCCACCAACUCUGGAUCCCAAGUGACCUCCAGUGGAUCCAGCACAACCUCCAAUACUGAAACCAGCAUGACCUCUGGAGGGACCAGCGCAACCUCCAAUACUGGAUCCAGCGUGACCUCUGGAGGGACCAGCGCAACCUCCAAUAUUGGAUCCAGCCUGACCUCUGGAGGGACCAGCGCAACCUCCAAUACUGGAUCCAGCCUGACCUCUGGAGGGACCAGCGCACCUGUCAACACUGGAUCCAGCACAACCUCUGGGGGGACCAGUACAGCCUUCAAUACUGGAUCCAGCAUGACCUCUGGUGAGACCAGCACACCUGCCAAUAUUGGUUCCAGUAUGACCUCCAGUGAGACCAGCAUAACCUCCAGUACUGGAUCCAGCACAACCUCCAGUGGGACCAGCACGGCCUCCAACACUGGAUCCAGUGCAACCACAGGAGGCUCUGGUACACCUUUGUCAACUGGAACACACACAACUUCCAACAGAAUUAGCACAAGUGCUGGAACUCCAGUGAAUACAGUAAAGCCCAGUGGGUCCCUGAAGCCAUGGGAAAUCUUCCUCAUCACUCUGGUCUCGGUUGUAGUGGCCGUGGGAUUAUUUGUUGGACUCUACUUCUGUGUGAGAAACUCCCUGUCCCUGAGAAAUGUCUUUGACAGAGCUGUCUACCGACUCCAUGGCCCCAACCUCGGCCCAGGCCCUGGAGGGAAUCACGGAGUCCACCACAGGUCUGGGUGGAGCCCUAACGGAUUCUGGAGGAGACCAGUAUCCUCAGUAGCCAUGGAGAUGAGAGAGACCCACGAUGGGCUCUAA
This is a messenger RNA of Balaenoptera acutorostrata (minke whale), 2073 nucleotides long. It is a transcript of the gene MUC21, whose product is annotated as mucin 21, cell surface associated. Bases 1 to 2073 code for a protein of 690 amino acids. Lineage: Eukaryota; Metazoa; Chordata; Mammalia; Artiodactyla; Balaenopteridae. The transcript has 3 exons. The record is from RefSeq and is a predicted model, not a curated record.